GUGAGCAGCCAUGACGACAACAAUAACACUGAGGGUAGAUGGAGCGAUGGAUUCCAGGAUGGGUUCGCGAUCGGCUGACCUCGACUGCAGAACGAAGGCUCCUCGCUGUCUGGUUCGUCAUUGGCGAGCUGCCUCUCGCCCUCCAGACCCGCAGUUACGUGCAGUUCGUCAAGCCGCACCAAAUGCCCGCGAACCUCGUCGUGUCCUCCGAUAUGCCGAAGCAAACUACAAACCUGACGACUUUCUGUCCUGUGACGGCCUUCGUGCUUGCUGGAGUUUGGUGGAAUUUCGAGGCGACCCACUACUACAAAGCGGAGCAGGGCGUCGUCUGCCACGCUGUCGUCCCGCAGUACAAUCUGCACGGCAACUACUUCAUCGGGAGCUCCAAGACGACGCCGUACCGCACGACACCAUCCAGUUGCGACAACGACAGCUACCCAUUCGAGCAGUAUUUGUAUCACGGAAGUGUUGGGUACUAUUCGUUCUACGAGGGCGAGGUGGGGACGUACUGCGCCACGUCAAAGACCGCCUACAUCAUCGUGGAAGUGCUCGGCUCCUAUGAUAUUAACGGGGCGUUCUUGGCGAAAGACACGGGCAGUACCAGCUCGAGGAAGUCGUUCUGGUAUGGCAUUGCUGGAUUGACUUGGCUGGUGUAUCGCUUGCUUUUGAUCCGCCGGAGCUACGUGUCGUGCCGACGCUACGGACGAAGAUGCGACGAAUUAGGAGAGAGUCUCAGGUACUCGGAGGCCAUGCUGUUUGUGCAGGAAAGCAUCCGCUUAACUGCGCACGGAGCGACGAAUUACCAGCGCACAGCUCUGCUUUACCUGAUCGUGGAAGGAAUUAUGACGGACUUGUUCCUGAUCAUCGCCAACGAUGGGUGGAUGUCCCGAGUGCAGUACGCGUCCAUGGGCUACAACUUGUCCGGGCUGAUGUUGCUGCUGUUCGAGAUGCUCGAGAAUACGAAUCUGCUGAAGGAAAAGUGGCGGCUGAGGAUCAAGAGAACCUUCUUCAGCUACGAGACCGCUCUCGUGGGCGAAUUCGUCGGUGCGAUGGUGUUUCAGAGCUUUCUAUCGGGGUUGAAUGACUCGGACCUCAAGAGAUCGAAGGAGACUGCUCUCGCGGUCUCGUACUACUUCUGGAGCCUGCACCGCAGUUUGGCCGCGUUGUCGGAGCCUUGCUGUGUUGACACGGCGGUGGGGGUACGGAGUCGAAUCAGUCUUCUAACAGGCUACAGCUUUGAAGACGGUAAAUUGUUCUACACGGCGGCGGCUCUGAAAGGAUUCGGCAUGCUCAAGAUGGAGGAGUCCUCCAGGAGGACUACGUUCCCAGAGACAAUUUGA
This is a messenger RNA of Phytophthora sojae, 1340 nucleotides long. RefSeq lists its product as hypothetical. The coding region runs from base 39 to 1340 and encodes 433 amino acids. Lineage: Eukaryota; Oomycota; Peronosporomycetes; Peronosporales; Peronosporaceae. The transcript is spliced from 3 exons. The record is from RefSeq and is a predicted model, not a curated record.